Polypterus senegalus (gray bichir) is the source of this 4889-nucleotide messenger RNA. RefSeq names its product coiled-coil domain containing 3b (gene ccdc3b). Bases 386 to 1222 code for a protein of 278 amino acids. Gene Ontology annotation, biological process: negative regulation of gene expression. The transcript is spliced from 3 exons. The record is from RefSeq and is a predicted model, not a curated record. NCBI's taxonomy places the organism in Eukaryota, Metazoa, Chordata, Cladistia, Polypteriformes, Polypteridae. Gene Ontology annotation, cellular component: extracellular region.
GAGGCCGGCCACAGCAGCUCGUGUUUAAGCAAGACCUGAAAGCUGAUCCUUUUGACUUUUUUUUUUUCUAAAUUACAAUUAUUUUAAAGGGCUGUGGACUACCAGGAUGCCCGCGGAGCUGAAUAGCAGUGCGCGCCGCUCGGGGGUCGCAGCGCUCUGUGGGCAGAUCCCGAUAUCUGUGAGGGGCGGAUGGAUUUUUUAAUAUCAGCUGGAUGUUUGCAGACGGGAUUUUGUCAGAUUUUGGUCCCUUGUUGGUCUCGUCUACUACUUUGGCUUUGAAUCCUUUUGUUUUUUCCUGGUUGUCCAUUUUUUACUUCACUUCCCUUUGUUAUAAUAAGAUUUCGACUUUUAAUUUCCUUUUGGAUACUGGACCUGGAAUCCAACGAUGGCUUUCGGUGUCCCUCUCGUGUUGGCACUGCUGUUACUAUUGAACUGUCUGGUUGAAGCUUUAAGCUGCCAGCUGCCACACGACUGGAGACCCCAGACGGAGUCGUGCAGAGCGGAGCUCGCCGAAAUCAUCGUGUUUGCCAAAGUCCUCGCCGUCUACAAGGACUCUUACAGCGUCUACAAUUACCUGCCCUGGCAGGACAACACGGACCUGUUCUUCUCCGCCGAGAUCGAGCUGCUGUGUGACCAGGCGUGGGGCAGCAUGCUGGAGGUGCCCGCCGGCUCGCGCUUCAAUGUCACCGGGCUCGGCUACUUCCCCUGCCACUCGUACACCGUUAUGGAGGGAAACACCUAUUACUUCUUCUUAAGGAUGGAUGAAAAUUACAACCUCGUUCCUCACGGUGUUAACUUCCAGGAUCCCAUCUUCCCCGAUUCACCUGAAAACCAGCGCAUGUUUGCCAGCCUCUUCCAGUUUGCAAACUGCUCCAGUGGCACGCUGGCUCAGGCCUACACCCCAGACUGGGAAGCUCAGGAGGACAGCCGGUUGCUGUGCUCAACUGUACAAAAGGCUUUGUUGGAGGAAGAGGAGCAUGUGAAGACGCUCUUGAAGAAGGUACGUGUACUGGAGAAGGCAAACAACCACCUUAAAAACAAAGUGAGGAAGAUGAAGAGCUUGUUACGACAGGCCAAGAAGGAGAGCAAGCAGGAGGCCCUGCUCCUCAAGAAGCAGCAGCAGCAGCAGAAGGUCAAGGACAAAGCGGCAGCAUCCCACCCAAAGGUGCUCCUCAACAAACCCCCAAAGAAGCUCAACAACAACAACAAACUGAAGAAGUAACUGGGAAUCGGAUGAGCACGGCAGGGACAGCCCCUGGCAUGGACAGAAUGGAGGGCAAGCAAGGAUUUGUGAGCCUCCAAAGUCAGCGAGGCACAGCGAUGCAGAUGUUCUUUACUCCUGUGGACGCCGACUGCGACUCCAACGUUCCUUCUUAAAAGUUCAACACAACAGCAUGCUUUGUAACUUUUACUUUUUCAUUUCAUGGCUGGUCUGCAUCUCUGGACCAGGAUACACUUAAUGAAGCACUUUAAAAAGAUGGAGGGCCUCUGGGAUCAGAAAUGUGGGUGAGGAGAUGCCACCACACAACCACACCACCCUUCUGUGCUGGGCAUAGAGGGGUGGGCCAGGUAGUGGGUUAGCAGUAAGCGCCAUUAGAAGAAAAGAAUGGGAUUGAGUUAUGAAAUAAAGUUUAUCUGGGUGGCACCACAGCUGUGGAGGUAGGACCCCCUAGUCAUUGCUACAUAUUUGCGCAUUCUUCCUGUGCUCACAUACUACAGUGCAUCGAGGAUCGCUGAGUCUGAUUUGUCCGUGGUGUGUGUGGGUAUCCCUUCUCCCUAUUUGGGUCCUACCCUUAUGCUGCCGGGAUAGGCUCCAGCACCUCUUGAUCCUGUCAUGAAAUAAAUGGGCUGUGAGACCAUCUGCUCAGAUCUUUCCCAAUAUCUCUUAACCCAGACAAGCACACCCAGGCUUCUGGAAACUUUGUGGGUUGUGUUAAGGCUUCCAUUCCAAUGAACUUAAAUUUCCAUCAGUCCAAUUUUAUUCACAUAUAAAUUUACAACAUUAAUGCCAAUAUGCAUUUGAUUAACAAUUCUUGUGAUUCUCUGAGCAGGUUUAAAUUAAACGUAUUAUAAUAACCCAGUUCUUGUACCGCUCAUACAUAUAAGCAAAUGUUUCCUGUCUCUAUGCGUCCAACAAAUGAAACUACAGUUACACAAAAUGAAAUCUUAUCAAAAGAGUUUUUUUUGAACAGCUAAGAAUUACUUGUUCUUUUCAACUUGACUUUGUUCAUUUGACCCCCAGCGCCAACGUUUUUUAGCAGCUCAUCGUCUGCACCUGGCAGACACCAUUCAUCGGUUCUUUCGAGUUCAGACUGAAUCAUGACCCGCGAACGAGUCGCACCAUUCUCAUUCACUGCCUUCGUAAACAGAAUCAUUAUUUGCAAACGAUUUGCGUAAUUCUUGUUCACUGGAUUCUCAAACUGUAUCAUUACCCGUGAACGAGUCACAAGAUCCUUGUUUAAUUAAUUCCAAAACUGACUCAUUACAUACAAAUUGCAAGAUUUCCCAUUACUUGUUUCUCAGAAUGAAUCAUCACCAGCAAAUGAGUCACAAACUGAACCAUUACAUAGAAUAAGUUGUAAGGAUCACGGUUACUCAAUUCUCAAAUGGAGUUGUUACAUGCACGAUACUGAACGUUAUCCAAUGAGAUUUUUUGAACAUCCAACAAUUACUUGUUCUUUUCAACUUGACCUUGUUCAUUUGACCCCCAGCGCCAACGUUUUUUAGCAGCUCAUCGUCUGCACCUGGCAGACACCAUUCAUCGGUUCUUUCGAGUUCAGACUGAAUCAUUACCCGCGAACGAGUCGCACCAUUCUCAUUCACUGCCUUCGUAAACAGAAUCAUUACUUGCAAACGAUUUGCGUAAUUCUUGUUCACUGGAUUCUCAAACUGUAUCAUUACCCGUGAACGAGUCACAAGAUCCUCGUUUAAUUAAUUCCAAAACUGAAUCAUUACAUACAAGUUGCAAGAUUCCCGAUUACUUGAUUCACAAACUGAAUCAUUACUUGCAACUAAGUCAUAAGGAUCACAGUUACUUGAUUCUAAAAAUGGAAUUGUUACACACACCAUACUGAAUGUUAUCCAAUGAAAUUCUUUGAACUUCAAACAAUUACUUGUUCUUUUUAACUUCACGUUGUUCAUUUGCCCCCCAGCGCCAGCAUUUUUAGCAGCUCAUUGACUGAACCUGGCAGAUACCAUUCACUGAUUCUUUCGACUUCAGACUAAAUCAUUACCCACGAACGAGUCAUAUGAUUCUCAGUCACUGGAUUUUCAACAGCCACAGGUGGAAACAACCGCAAGAUUAAUUUCCAGAGGCAAAACUUCAGGCGUUCACUUUACUCCUUCUGCUUUAUGUAGUCCGAUUACUUUUUUCAAGUAACAAGUAACCUAACCUUAUCCCAGGAGUGCUGUAUGUAGGUGUGACGCACAUGUAGCAGUACGACACUCCCAUUCAGGGCUCAAUCACACAGCCAAGCAGAAAAGAGUGAACUGUGUGCAAUCCAGCAACAGAAACCUAUAAAUAAAGCCUCAAAUUGACCAAUAAAUAUUCAACACAAGAAAAUGAUCCCAGACGCCACGCUUAUUUUCAAAUUCAUGUGGUCGUGGGGAGUUUUAACUCCAUUUUGCACAAUUUAAUGACGUUGGAUUGUUUUGCCAAAGGAGAAUUCCAGAAGGUUACCUGUACAUGUAAACACAGAUUAUUAAGAAACCUGGUCUCUGUCUUAAAUCGGAUUAUUCACCGUGACUAGAUCAUGUGAGUGCAUGUAAACACAAUGAGUGAAGUGAAUCGUAAUGCCAACCACUACAAAUCACAGAAAACGCUGCAUUGUUGUUACCUAGCAACUGCCUCUUUCCCGUUUCCCGAUUUCUGCAGAUGAGCGUGACAAUACACUCGUUUUGAGCUUCUGGGAUGGAGUGUACCGAGUAUCGUUUCUAUCUCUGCAUUUUCAGAGUGGCAAUCACCAAGAAUUUAAUUGUCAUUGGAGAAAAGUGGGCAUUGGACUACCAGAGCAACCGUAACAUACGUCUCAAUGAAAUGUCUACACAGGACUUUUAACUUUAACGAAACAAUAAAUGACAAGGAGCAACACACACACAACGAGCAGAGGAAGUGCUUCCAGCCAGGCCUAAACACCUCUCUUCAGUGUCAGCGGUGUGAUCCUUUUCUAAAAACACCAUUUGUUUUGCAAAGGUUUAUGGGAUGUGAAACUCCUACGUCUUUCUGCAAAUUAGAUUUCAUUUUGAAUCGCAGGCUCAUCGGUAACUUCCAUUUCUACAACAUUAUCAUCUGUAUUUUGUUUUUUUGGUAUUUGGUAGACUUUUUUAAUCUCCAAAGGGAAAUUGUCUUAUUGCAUAAGCACAGGGUCAGCCAUUGCACGGUACCACUGGAGUAAUUGUCAGGUCAAGGGCCUUAGAAACAUGCAGCCGAACUCACCUUGAAUGAGACACCAAGUCGUCCAAGCGUCUUAAUGACAGGUCUUCAUUUGCUUAUUCCAAUUAAACACGUGUCGGACGUGACAAGCAAAUCAGAUAAACGUGUGAGGCUGGCACAAGGUGCUCCCUGACGUGACCAGCCGAUGUCUUUUUAACAUUUUCUACAGCUCUCUGGGUAAAGAAUCUGUUCUUGUUUUGCGAGUUCCCCUGAACCAACUUCCACAUGGACCCUCGAGUACUUACGGACAUUCCUAUUGUAAGUUACCAGCUGAUUUGCACCAUGCACAUUGCUUUGUUAUACUAAUUUUAAAGUCUUCCAUCAUGUAUUUCUAUAAACAUGCUCCUGUAUCCUUUAUAACCACCCAUAUUGCUUCUGGACCAUCUCAACACCUCAUGUUUAUUUCUUUCCAUUUAUGUCAAAUUUGUUCCUUUUGUAAUAAAUGCAAUUACUUUAA